AUGACGAAAACCCAGAGAAACGCCUUUAAAAGGAGCGGCACGGAGCUGCCUCAGGAGGAAAGUAGUCCCGCCGUCAGGUCGCUCCCGGGCCCAGCCUGGCGACCGACUCAGCCCCCGUCCCGGGUCGCCGGCUGGGGGCGGAGGCCGGGAGCCCAGGGGGCGCACGACAGACUCCGGCUGCGCAUCCGGGGCUCCCCUGGGAGCUGCGCGGGGCGGCGCAGGCGUCCCGGGAGUUCGGUCCCUGGCUCCGGCUGGGUUGCGGCCGGGGGACCAGGGCGCAGCGUGCUCGCCGCCGUCGGGCGCCUCCUGCGCCUCCGCCCGGGGCGCGUCCCCCGCUGCGCCCCGGGAGCGCCCCCAGAAGCCGCGCGGCGGCCCGUCACGUCUCUCCGGCCCCCCGGUCACCCCCAGUGCUCCGGCGGCGGGGCCCUCGGCGGCUCGGAGCCCCCGGGUUCCUCAGGGAAGGCCCAUAGGGUCCCCGCCGAGCGCAAGCCGUCGCAAUUCGACAGGAAAAUCCUGCCGUGGACCGGGAGUUUCACAACGAUGGAGGAGAUCCCGCCUCGGAUUCCGCCAGAAAUGAUAGAUGCUGCAAGAAACAGAGCGCGAGUGAAAGCUUGUUACGUAAUGAUUGGACUCACAAUCAUCGCCUGCUUUGCAGUGAUAGCGUCAGCCAAAAGAGCUGCAGAACGACACGAAUCUCUAACAAGUUGGAACCUGGCAAAGAAGGCAAAGUGGCGUGAAGAAGCUGCGUUGGCUGCACAGGGCAAGGCUAACUGAUGGUCUGACUGACAAAGUGAUCAUCAGGACAUCAUCACUGUGAUCAGCAACAAUAAAAGAUAGGUAAAAGAGACUAUUUA
Molecule: messenger RNA, 854 nt
Organism: Balaenoptera ricei (Rice's whale)
Lineage: Eukaryota; Metazoa; Chordata; Mammalia; Artiodactyla; Balaenopteridae
Gene: FAM162B
Product: family with sequence similarity 162 member B
Exons: 5
Coding region: 1-774 (257 amino acids)
Source: RefSeq, a predicted model, not a curated record